Messenger RNA from Cylindrotheca closterium, 1488 nucleotides. Lineage: Eukaryota; Bacillariophyta; Bacillariophyceae; Bacillariales; Bacillariaceae. The record is from the annotation of a GenBank genome assembly.
AUGCAAACAAUGUCGCCUAGCGGUAUUCCAUCUAAUGGUGAUAUCACCACUCUUCCUGACGCUGCUUCUUCAGAAGCUUCAGAUGCUUCUUCAGAUGCUGCUGCUGCUGCUGCUACUGCUGCUGUAGGAGAUCAGUUGCUGCAUGAACUUGGUCGAAUGCUCAAGGAGAAUGCGGAUUACAAAGCACGAAACGAAGCCUUGGAAGAGGAAUUGCGUCGAUUCAAGAAUGAAAAGGCUUUAGGUGCAGUGCAAGUAGAACAAUCCAAUGGUAAUAAUAAUAUUACACAAUCAACGACGAUAGAAACAUCAUCUAUAACAGCAGCAACCGCAAUAACGGAUGCACUCCAACACCAAGUUGUGGCCUUGCAAGGAAAAAAUCAGGCUACGGAACAAAUCCUCAAGUCAACAAAGGCGGAGAAUGAAAAACUAUUCGAAAUGAUUGUCCAAUUGAAGGCAGAAAAUAUGAUAUUGCGAAAUCAACAAGAAGAGCAACAAGAAAAAGAAAAAGAAAAAGGUCCAUUGAAUCACAACAUUACAUUGGAAGAAUCAUUGGAAUCAAUAAUAUCCAGCCAGCCCAAUAAUAAUGCGACUACAACAACCACAACGGCAACGGUGGAAGAAUUACAAGAUACCAUUGAACAUUUACAAAAUCGACUGAUGCAUCAAGUAGAAGAAAAGUUGAUACUUCAAACAAAAGUUGAGGCAUUGGAACAUUUGAAAGCGUCUGCUAGUAAUAGUAGUAAUAGUAGUAAUAGUAGUAGUACUACUACUACCAACAACAGCAACAGCAACAGCAACAAUAAGAUGAUUGGAUCCACAACAAUAACAACAACAGCCGCAGCCCAACAACAACAAAAACAAAACCAACAACAAGUAUCCCAAGAAGUACCCCAGACACCACGACAAGCCGACAUCAUUCGGGAGGCUUUGGAACGCAAAAAGUCGAAGAAUCUGAGGACUCGCAUCAGUACCAAGGUAUACAACAAAGUAGAUCAAAAGAUUGAUGUCCAAGCCUAUCAAAACUUGUACGAAGAAUUGCAAAAACAAGAACGAUUGGAGCAACGGAUACGAAAACAAAAACAACAGCAACUGCAGAAACAACAACAACUGCAACAACAACAAAAACAAAAACAAAACAAUCAGAAGCAAAAAACAAAGGAGACAUUGCAGCCGUUAUUGUCACCAAUCUCACGACCAUUGCAAAUACUACAGACCGAAUUUGCCGGUAAUAUCCAUUCUACAACAACAGCAACAACAACAGCAACAACUAGUUCUCCAAAGGAAAAUGUCAAUGACGAUACGACCCCGCUCAGCAAGAUUGGGACACAACAUUUGACGACACGAUUAUGGGAUUUUGAUGAUUGGGAGGUGCAACCUACAAAUACUGCAACAACUACCAAUGGUAGUAAUGGUAGUAAUGGUAAUAAUGGUAGUGCUGACCAAAAGGAACAGCCGAAACCAACCACAACAUAUAAAUUGUUGGAAUGA